Zingiber officinale is the source of this 1278-nucleotide messenger RNA. RefSeq names its product 60S ribosomal protein L35-4-like. Gene Ontology annotation, cellular component: ribosome; cytosolic large ribosomal subunit; tRNA-intron endonuclease complex. The coding region runs from base 234 to 1085 and encodes 283 amino acids. The transcript is spliced from 3 exons. Gene Ontology annotation, biological process: tRNA-type intron splice site recognition and cleavage; maturation of LSU-rRNA from tricistronic rRNA transcript (SSU-rRNA, 5.8S rRNA, LSU-rRNA); tRNA splicing, via endonucleolytic cleavage and ligation. The record is from RefSeq and is a predicted model, not a curated record. Gene Ontology annotation, molecular function: tRNA-intron lyase activity; mRNA binding; structural constituent of ribosome. NCBI's taxonomy places the organism in Eukaryota, Viridiplantae, Streptophyta, Magnoliopsida, Zingiberales, Zingiberaceae.
GAUCGCGCGUGUGCUGACUGUGAUCUCGCAGAAGCAGAAAGCUGCGUUGAGGGAGGCUUACAAGAAGAAGAAGCUCCUCCCUCUGGAUCUCCGCCCCAAGAAGACACGUGCCAUCCGCCGCCGGCUUACCAAGCAUCAGCUCGCAAGAAGUUUAUUUAGACUACUAAAUACACUGAUCAAUUACUUGGGAAAUAAUACAAAAGAAAGCGAAGACAAUUGAGGGAUUCAACCUGAUGGAAAAACUGUGUCUUCAAGAAAGUGUUACUGAGAAGGUCAAUUGUGAAGCAUCAUCAACUUCUGGAGAUAAUAUAGAGAAUGGAAAUCAAGAGGCAAAAUCAAAAGAUGAGGUGUCUGCUUCUGCUAAGAUGAUGAAGUUAAGUGGGCCAAGAUGGAAGAGAAAAGGUUUUGUAGAUAUUGCUCGUGGAAAUCCCAUGUCAAAAAUUGUUCUUCGAUUGCAAACUUCUCUAAAACAAUCAAAAAUUAAUGCAACUUUAUCAGGCUGCAUUGUUUUUGUGACAGUAGAAGCAGAGGCAGGUGAGCUGCUUGAGCAAGCCUCAUUUGGCAAAAUCUUCACUUCUCAAGACGACAAACAACAUUUUCAAUUCAAUCUAGAAGAGUCUUUCUAUUUGUAUCAUGCUCUAAAAUGCAUCAAGAUUGUGCGAGAUGAUGAAGCUCCCUUAGAGGAAUUAGAAUUAUGGAAAAAAAUCACUUCUGAAAGGAAAGGGUUCCCUGAAUUAUACAAGGCAUAUUCUCAUUUAAGAUCCAAAAAUUGGGUGGUUCGCUCAGGAACUAAUUAUGGUGUAGAUUUCAUUGCUUAUAGGCAUCAUCCUGCACUUGUCCAUGCUGAAUAUGCGGUGCUUGUUAUACCUGAGAAAGAUAGCAAUGCAAAAAUUGAUCGUUUAAGCUCAUGGCCUGGCCUUUGUUGCCCUCUACGAUUAAGUGGAUCAGUUGCCAAGACAUUGUUAGUUCUCUAUAUUAUGGGCUGUUGCAAUAGCAAUAAGAGUUCAAUGAGUUGCUUGGAGGAAUUCACUGUGGAAGAGCGAGUUAUAAGACGAUGGGUUCCUGAGCAAUCUCGAGAAGGUUAGAGCUUUUUUUAAUAGAUCAAGCUGAUUAAAAAACUAGUGAUCGUGUCUUCUUUACCUGAAAAUACAUUGGCUAAUGAAAUGACUUGGUGCAUAUUUACAUGGAAGUGUACAAGAAGUUUAAACUUGAAACACUGUAGAGUUGAAUUGUAACAAUUUUCUAUAUUUUAAUUUUUAAUUACUUUUAGUUGCAAUA